CCCGCUGACAAGCAUCUGGAGCAGGGAGCUGAGGAGACGGGGCUCCAUGGACCAGACAUGAUAAGACAUCCGUCCACUGACUUUACCCCUAGUGACAGUGGUUCUUCUCCCAGUGAUAGUGGUUCUAGCCCAUCUCCCAGUACACCACAGAAAGUACUCCCAGGAUGCAUCUUUGGUCCAAGGCUGCUUCAUGCAACACCAAGCUCCACUGGUUCAACAAGACCUCAACCUGAGGGCUCAGAUCAUCGCAACCCCAUCUCACGGAGAUUGUCUGGAAAGUUAGGUGGUCACGGACCAUGUGGGCGCCAUAUUCCUUUUAAAAUGGAAAGGAUCAAGGUUCUGACUGGAUCUGAGGUGGAAAGUGACUUCCCAGAUGAUCAAACCAUUGGCACAAGGGUGGUGAUGGGUCAAGAGACACUGCUCAAAUCAACAGAGAUCCAGAAAGUAAAGCCACUGGUUGAGCCAGUUGGUCAGACUCCACCCACACCAGCUCCACCACUUCCUCAGGCACAAUCAAAGGAGGAAAACAGUGGUCUAAAACAGGAAGACGAGCAGAAAGACCCUGUCCAACUUUCCACCAAACACUUUUCACCUUCUCACAAGCCUCCAUCACCGUCCUCAUCCUCUCCACAGCCCGUCACAGCUGAAGACACAGUGAUGGACACACAGGAAGAGGGUGGAACCUCUCAAAAAGAAGUGCCUUCCCUCCCUUUUUCUGAGCUGGCCUGUCCAGUUACUUUGUCCUUUUCGGAACCAGCCUUUGCUGUUGACCCUCUACGAGUAGGAAUGCCCUCGUCCCUAGACCCCGACCUUUAUUACACUGCCCCUUCUACCCCAAUAAAAAUGACUCCCUGCUCUUCACACCUUAAACACAACUCUUAUCCAGGAUCACCUGCCUGUCCUCUUUCUCCCGGUUCUCCCUCAGACAGCGAGGAUCUCUGCUCUCCUCUCACUUCUCCCACCGGCUCUUAUAUCACAGCAGAGGGAGGCAGCUGGACCUCCUCCUACACAUCUUCCACCUCCCCAUCCACAUCUCCCAAUCCACUCCUCACAGAAGAAGCACAGGAAGCCCAUGCCUGCUUUGUAAGCUCCUUAUCAGAAAUUGGAGAUGAAGUCGGGGAAGAAAAAGGACAAGUGGGACCAGAGAAAGAAGAAGAAAGAGUUGGGGACUAUAGCUCGCACCGUCCUGAAGAUUUCAGUUCAAAUCCGAGAAUAGGUAGAACAGAAGCGGUGAUUCUCGAGGAGGAGGAGGAGGCUCCAACGGUGGACGAGGUCAAAGUAACUAGAGAAAGUUGUCGUCCGUCCUGGGUGACGGAGAACAGGACGUCUCUACGAAGCAGUAGCAGCCAUAGCAGUGACUCUCAGGAAGAUGAAGGAGAAUCUGAAUGCUCAGUCUUUCCACCUGAAGAGGCUAAUUCAGGUAAAAUAGAAUGUGCUAGAAACAUGCAGACAGGUCUUAGCUUGCAACUAGACACAUGCCUAGCAGAGGAAGUUUACAGACAAAUUGAUGAGCAACCACAUCUAUUAUCUACUGCUUUGACUCCGGACAUGACCAUGGGCUCAUCCAGCUUUAGCUCUGAUUCUCCGCUCACCCCUCAUGAUGUUUUUGGUCCUGGAGCGUUUGAUAGACUGGGCUCUGGUUCUUUCAUAUUCUCUCAGGCAGCUUCUGCUGAUGAUACGCCAGAGGAAGAAAGGAUGAUCCCUGCUUCCCUCAUCUCCUUUCCUCUCAACACCAGCCUUAUCUUUAGAGCCGAUUCCAUGGAAAUCACUCUGUUCCCCACAGAGGAAGAUUACGACAUUGGAGAAGUUCCUGAUGGAGAUGAAGGGAAGGACGUGGAUGCCUACGCAGCAGGAGAGGAGGAGGCAGAUGUUGAAGAUGGAGAUGAUGAUGAUGACGAUGACGAGGAUGAUGAGGAUGAUGAUUACGAUGAUGGCGAUGACGGUGAAUGCAGUGCCAGUGGUGCUGCCGACUGUGAUGACAAUAACGAAAAUCAUGAAGAUAUUGAUAACGAAGAGGGGGCACCUGUGGAAGCUAAGGUGGAGGUGAAAGUGGUAGAAGAUGUAGAAGGAGUAGUAGAUGUGGAGUGUGGUAGCAGAGCAGUGGAGGACCCAAGAGAUGAGGACAGCUCAGCAUCGUUCCUUCAUUCACUUUCAGAAACAUCGAUUAACGAGGGUCUGGAUGAAUCUUUUUGUUAUCAAGAUGACACAGAUGACUCCUUAGAUUCUGCAUCUUACAAUGGAGAUGAAGAUGAAUGUCUCUACAGCACUGAGAGACACGCACAAUCACUAGAACCAACAUCCAAUGUAUGUACUCCUGUUGAUGUGCCCACAGAACCUGAACAGGUGUCGAAAAGCUGCACAAAUUCAAAUGAAAAUAUACAGGUGCAACUUAACACAGAAAAAACAUGCGAUCCUUGUGAAAUCACGUCUCUUUCUGAAACUGCCCAUCCCAUGGAAAACACCAGAAUUUCUGAAGAUCCGGAAGAUCCUCAGCCAUGUGAACCUCUGUCACACCCAGAAUCAGAGUCGUCCAGAGGAAUCGGUCAGCUGGAACCGCCGCCUUUAAAAACUAGCUCAGAUAAACCCUCAAAUGACCAGAAUGCAUCCUGCCUUUUUGAAUCCGAUUCACACCAACCCGACAUCUCUGGUGAGUCAGAUGGGAGCACCGGGGGGUUGAUAAGUACUUCUGAUCCUUUCACCAUUCUUGAGGAUUCCAAUGACAGACAUCAGGUCCAUCACACAGUAAUGCCUGAUGUCAUUCCUGAUCCUCCAAACCAUGUUAAUAAAUCCUCCUCUCUUACUUUGUCACAGAAAAAUGAGGAUCUGGACAGUUCAACAGAUGUAACUAAGAAAAAUACCCAGCAGAGAAAUACAACAAUGAAACAAAGCACUGAUUGUUCUGUGGAAACGUCCACCCAAGAACUAGAGAGGGACUCUUUCAAAUUGCUCAUCAGACCUCGUCAUUGUCAGCCAGAGAGCCAGACCACAGUCAGAGCAACUAGGCUUGUGUUAUCAAAGUCUCUUUCCACUAAAUCUGACGUACCAAGAGGAGCAGAGGCCAUGUACAGACCUGGUAUGGUUAUGGAGUCUGAGCUCAAGCAAGACCAGAAGAAUGGUAGAACGUCAGUGGAAUCUGUUGGUGCAGAGUCCAGGAACUCAGGUUCUACUUCCUCCUCCGACAUCGCUGCUGCUACCAAUGACUUGAAUAAAGGUGUUGUCCUUCUGUCCUCUCCUAAAGACACUUGUCCCAGCCCCAGUAAUAUACCCGUGUCUGUCACCUCAGACGUUGUUGACAAUCUUUCUCUUACAUCUGAAUUCUUUCCAAGUGACUGUGGCCAGGAGAAUCUGAGGGAAACCCUGCAGGGUACUAUUGAGGGUGCGAUGGGCGCUGUUGGAUCUCACUCCCCUGUCGCUAUUUCACCCAAAAGGGAAAACUCAGAAAUGGAGACAAAGAGGCGAAUGGAUUCCAGGUCUGGGAUGAGGGGUGAUGGCAGGAUGGUCACUGGGUUGGGCUUUAGUUCGGAGCCAGUGGCAGAUUUGGUUGGAUGGAAAGAUGGACAGCUUUUGGAGAAUCAAUAUGAGAUGGAGUCAGAAAGUCAAAACAAACAGAUGACGGUGGUCCCCAGUCCGGAGGUUAUUACAUGUGAACAUUAUAUCAAUGUCCCAGAUACUGGUGUUCAAGAGGAAGAAAACUACAGUCAGUGUGAAAUGACAGACCGGAUAACAGAUGAAAAACUGAUUGAAAAAAUUUCAUCUGAAUCUAUCCUGACCUCAUGGAAAUCAAUUGAAGAGAUUUCAGAAGCGGGAGGGGGAGAAGAUGGAAGCACUGAAAUACCAGUGGAUGAAGAUAGUUAUCUUAACACAGGCACUGAUGUGGACAGGAAGAACACAACAAUACAGGACACAUGGAACAACAACAGCAACGACUCUGCAUUUGAGUCCUUAAAAGAAAUGAUGUGUGGAACUUUGAACGCUCUCUCAGAGGAGGUGAGACCGCAGAACGUGAACAUCACUGUCAAAGGGUCCCCUUCUAAUAUUCCACUUGAGGAGAUUCAACAUCAGGCUUCCGACUCAUUUGCCGAUCAAACUGAGGAGUCGCUAGACAGCUCCGUAAACCAGACGUCGGAAACGAGACAGACAUCAUCCCCAAAGAAGGAUGUCUGUAACACCUCAGCGUCAAUUAAAACCAGCAUGAACACGGUGGCAAAAAGUCAACAUUUCCAUUGCUCAACUGAACUUCAUCAGGAUGCAACAACUGCAGCUAAUGACUCCUUUUGUUUCCCUCAUGGAUCCUUUGGUUCUUUUACUCCUAAAUGUAAAUCUGCUGAACUCAGACCCAGUCGGCGUUCCCAGUACAAAGUGGAAAAUAAUGACGAAGAAACUUUGGAGAGUUUAAAGCCCGAGACUGAUCGUAAUCAGAAGGUUGAAAUAACCGACACACUCACUCGUGAAUCAUUGGGUGAAGAAGCCCUUGGAGGACAACAGUGUUUUUGUUAUAACUCAGGGGAAGAUGGUGGCGAUGAGACAACAGAUAAAAAAAUCCAAGGUGACAAGAGAGACAAGAACAAAAAAAUGGAGAGAAAGGCCUCCCCCUUACAGACGAGCCCCAAACACAUGUCGUGUCCCGGCCCUAAGGAGGGUUUUACAGACAAACCAAACACUGCUGAGAAAGGUCGUAGAGGGAAGCAAAGGAAACACAGAAAAUCCCAGAAAGAUGACCAUGGUAGUUCAAGCUCUGACUCUGUGGACGAUAUGAUGAAAGACGAUUUGUCAAAUACCACAGCAGAGGAACGGACAAAGGAGAUCACAGGUGUCCCUAAACCUGAGACAGAUCAAGAGGCAAAGGCGAAAACUUCACCACUGGGCCAUCAGAACAGCACGUCUGGGACAGACAAUGCAGAGCCUCACACAGAAGUACAGGACCACAGUAGUACCAGGCCUGAGGUUAGCAGUCACGAAUGCCUUGAGUCCACUUCACAGGUUCUGGAUAACAUCAACGUUAUUGUGGCACUGAAUGAAGAAAUGCAACAGAAAGAGCAAACACUGGAUAACAGGCCUUUAAUAACUAACAGGAGAAUUACAGUAGAUAUCAAUGACAACAACAUUGUGACUGACCACACCCAAAUUAUAUCAUCUCCACAUUCCCGUUCAUCCACUCCUUUACCCUGUGCUUCAUCUGAGGAGGUGGACGAUCUUCCCACACCAAUACAAGAAUCUCAACCUGUCCUUUCCAUCGGCCAACAGUCUUUUCUGUCUCCGUGUCAGGAUAAUACCUUUUGCUCAAGCUCCCAGGAAACCCAGCAACCAUCCAACGACACGUUUCCUUCCUGUAGCAGCAGCAUCCAGAAGAUUCCGUCUGUGACACCUCCAUCUGCCUCGUUCUCUACGGCUACAACAGCCAGUCUUACCCAGCCAACCCAGGAAUCAUCUUUGUCUGUGUCAGGAAAUAAUGACUCGCUACGCAUCGAAGAUUCUGUUUCCUGUCUCCAGUCUCAGUCCUAUUCUCAUCCUCUGCCUCAUCCCAACAACCAGUCUCACAAACAUAAACAGGGUUACACCAGGAGCUCACAGGAAAAACCAAGAGAUGGUCCUUGUCUAGCUGAGGGGAAUAAAGAGGUCAAGGAUGACACUGUCCUGCCUGGACAUGGAGACAGGUCCCAGUCAAGGGAAGUUGCAGGAAAUGACGGUCCAUCGAUUCAUCAGGAACUGGAGCCCUUUACUUCAACUAUCAUGACUGACAGGCCGUCUGGGGGUGCCAUCAAUCACAGUCACAGGAUUACUGAAGACAUUGACAUAUCCUUCAAACACAAUUGUUCCAUCCUGGCUUCCUGUAAUGAGUCUGAGAGUGAAGGGUCAGUGCCCGAGCUGGAGGAGGCAGAACCGCUGAGGCCACCAGAACAUCUGUCUCUCUCCUCUGCAGAUGAAGGGCUAAACAGACCUAAGCAGAGUCGGAGUGAGAAGAAGGCUCGCAAGGCCAUGUCUAAACUGGGUCUUAAACCAGUCCAUGGUGUGACCAGAAUAACGAUAAGGAAGUCCAAGAGUAUCCUGUUUGUCAUCAGCAGACCUGAUGUCUUCAAAAGCCCUGCAUCAGACAUUUACAUCGUAUUUGGAGAAGCCAAGAUUGAGGACCUAUCACAGCAGGCUCACAAAGCUGCUGCAGAGAAAUUCAAAAUGCCGGUGACAUCUUCUCCUCUGGCUCCUCCUGUCCCACCCAGCCUCACCAUCAAGGAGGAGAGUGAAGAGGAGGAAGAGGAGUUGGACGAGGGAGGUCUGGAGCAGAGGGACAUUGAGCUGGUGAUGGCUCAGGCCAAUGUGUCGCGAGCUAAGGCUGUCCGUGCGCUGAAACACAACAAGAAUGACAUUGUGAAUGCCAUCAUGGAACUGACCAUGUGAAUGAAGGACACUUCGAUCUCUAGGUUCCUUUGGUUCCAGCCUAAAAAGCCUAAAUGCCACUGAUUCUUCUGUCUUGCUGCUACUGUUUGUUGCUUUCCCAAAAUAUCUGCUGAAUAAAGACUAUUCGAACGUGAGCUUGACUUUUAAAAAUUCAAUUGGCCAAUAGUGUUUAAAUAAUGCUCACUCUUUUCUUUUUCUUUUUUUUACAAAAAAUCCGAGAUGAGAGCAGAUAUAAAAUAUUGAUAGAUACUUAACACACAUUCCUUUUGUUAAAAUCUUUAUUAUUGUCCUUAGAAAAAUAUUCUCAUUAGUAAUUAUAAUUGUUUUUGUUGUUUACCACAUUUUAAAAAAAAUUCCAUACCUUAGCUGAAAUGUUUUCUUUUUUUUUUCUUCCCCCCAGUAUUUGCUCACACAAUUAAGAUUUCUAGCAUACCAAAACAAAGAAGAUGACAAAACAAACAUUGGCAAAAACACACGUCUGUGAAGUCGAGUCCAAAACAAAAAACA
Molecule: messenger RNA, 6900 nt
Organism: Cynoglossus semilaevis (tongue sole)
Lineage: Eukaryota; Metazoa; Chordata; Actinopteri; Pleuronectiformes; Cynoglossidae
Gene: nacad
Product: NAC alpha domain containing
Exons: 10
Coding region: 58-6393 (2111 amino acids)
Cellular component (GO): nascent polypeptide-associated complex
Source: RefSeq, a predicted model, not a curated record